Molecule: messenger RNA, 510 nt
Organism: Drosophila mojavensis
Lineage: Eukaryota; Metazoa; Arthropoda; Insecta; Diptera; Drosophilidae
Exons: 3
Coding region: 1-510 (169 amino acids)
Source: RefSeq, a predicted model, not a curated record
AUGUUCGCUCUGCUAGCUGCCAGCUCGGCUAAGAAUCGUCCUUUGACAAUUCAAAUUAAAAACUUUACCUGCGUGUCGAUGCUGCCAUCGCUCAUGCCUGAAUUCAACUGCAGCAGCAGCAAAGUACGCGGCCAGGCCAGCAUGUAUGUGAGCCUCUUGGUGACUCAGCCAGUGGAGGAGCUCAGUCUCCAGGUUGACUUUGACAUUGUCAAAAAGGAUAAUUCGAGGAUUAGCCUCAUGCAUGCCAAGCUCGAUGGCUGUCAACAGCUCACCUCAGCGUCCAAGAACAAACUACUUGCCGAAGUCUAUGAAAGAAUUUUCGAAAAUAGCAAUUUUCCAAAAGCAUGUCCAUUCCUAGCCAACAAGGUCUACACCAUACGCAACUAUACAAUUACUCUGGACAGAAUUCCCAUGGCUCUGCCUACUCUGACAUUCAACUUCAAGCUAAAGCUAUUUCGAGCCAAACAACUUUUUGGCGAUGUUUUCCUAGAGGCUUCGGCCAAGUAUUGA